CUUAUAAUCCCAAAGCAAACAGAAGAAAAAACGACACAAUAGCAAACACGAUGCAGUUCAAGAUCUUCGCACCGCUCGCCGUCCUCCUCGGCUCAGGCAUGGCGCAGGCGCCCGAGGCCACCUGCAGCCGGUCGCUGCCUGCGCCCGACCCUUACACGUGGAGGAUCGGCGGAAUCCGCAACUGGCUCAGCCAGAACCCGGAGGGGGCGCUGCGCGGCAACCUCGGGACCUGCGGCAGCGUCGGCAACUGGAGAUGGACGCGGGACAGGGACGCCGCCCAGGCCGAGUUCACUCUAAACAGCAAUGUGGACUGCGUUGCGCGGUACUCGCUACCGCACCCCUGUCAUUGCCGACGAGUGCUCGGUAAGCGUCUACCCUAUGCGGCACCGGUGCCCGUGCAAAUCGUCCGAGCCAAAGCCUGGAACAGUGUGCCGGCCCUUGGUGAUAGCCUCCUUUGUGACACGCUGUGCGUUGAUGUGGAUGGGGGUAACCUUGGAUAG
Molecule: messenger RNA, 500 nt
Organism: Gaeumannomyces tritici R3-111a-1
Lineage: Eukaryota; Fungi; Ascomycota; Sordariomycetes; Magnaporthales; Magnaporthaceae
Exons: 3
Coding region: 51-500 (149 amino acids)
Source: RefSeq, a predicted model, not a curated record